Molecule: messenger RNA, 4340 nt
Organism: Polypterus senegalus (gray bichir)
Lineage: Eukaryota; Metazoa; Chordata; Cladistia; Polypteriformes; Polypteridae
Gene: pkn3
Product: protein kinase N3
Exons: 22
Coding region: 227-3040 (937 amino acids)
Biological process (GO): protein phosphorylation; signal transduction
Molecular function (GO): ATP binding; protein serine/threonine kinase activity; small GTPase binding
Source: RefSeq, a predicted model, not a curated record
GAGAGAGAGAAAGAGAGCGGGCGAGCAAGAGAACGAACGAAGGAACGCAAACAAGUGCAGCAGCAGCUGUGGAAAAGUACAGGGAAAGUUACGAAGACGUGCAGCAGCCUUUGUGACAGCUGCAUUAGUUCGAUGGGAAAAUGUUUUCUCAAUUUGCCGGCUUGAAUGACAGUCACCGGAAAGGUGGAAAAUAAAUCAACAGGAAAAGUAGAGGAAACGUGUUGGAAUGGCGGGGGGCAAGUUGCAGAACAGCUGUCGGUUUGCCCUCAACGAAGGCAAUAUCCUUGACCCAAUCUUCCAGCAACAUCUAGACGAUGCACGGGAGCAGAUCCGCAGGGAGAUUCUGAAAGAGCUGAAGAUUAAGGAGGGAGCAGAGAACCUGCGCAAAGCCGUUAGUGACAAAAACCACUUGGCAAAUGUGGAGGGGGUUCUGAAGGCCUCCAAGCGUAAAUUGGAAAAGCUGCAUUGGGAGCUGCAGGAACUCAAUGCACGAGCUGUGGCCAGAGAAAAAGAGAAUGGGCCAGAUGAUGUCAGUCCCUGUCUUUGGAAAGAAACAACCACCCCUGCAACUGGCCGAAUUCAAUCCUUGAAAAGACAGCUUAACAUAGAGAUGAAAGUAAAGCAAGGAGCAGAGAAUAUUCUACAGAUGUAUAAUAAUGGAGCAUCCAAGGACCGCAAGAUGCUUUCAACAGCUCAGCAGAUGCUCCAGGAUAGCAAGACUAAGAUUGAGUUGAUUCGCAUGCAGAUAUUCAAAGUUGCCCAGUCUCCAGGGGGAGCAGAGGAGACCUCUGAGCUUGAAAAUGAUAACGGAGCUCGAAUUUCUGGUACCCUUAGUCCCUUGGAGUUGCGGGUUGAGGAGCUGCGACACCGCCUGCACAUUGAGGCUGCAGUGGCAGAAGGAGCCAAAAAUGUAGUGAAGCUGCUGGGUGGACGCAGGGUGCAGGACCGCAGGGCACUUGCUGAGGCGCAGUCCCGUCUGCAAGAAUCCUCUCAAAAACUAGACCUUCUACGGCUGUCACUGGAGUGCAGGCUGAAUGAACUGCCCCAUGAGCACCCCAAACGGGACCUAAUCAAGCAAGAUUUGAUCUCUGGAAGCUCCCCAUCUGUUUGUCUCCAGAAUAGCCGCAUCCAGACCGCCUCAGCGUUCCUGAAGCCUGCUUCCCUUACAGGCAAGCUUGAAGUCCGGCUCAUGGGCUGCCAAGACCUGCUGGAGUCUGUGCCAGGUCGAAGCCGAUUAGCAAGUGUAUCGUUUGUGCCAGGAAGCCCCUCUGAUGCCAAAUCCUCCCUGAAGGCACGGACUGGAAUGUCCAGUCGUCACUUAAAGUCUGAUGAACCAAGCAUGGAGAUCAGUGCUGUUCUAAAACUGGAUAACAAAAUGGUUGGUAGGACCAACUGGAGACCUAUCAGUAACCAGGCUUGGGACCAGUGCUUCUGUAUCGAACUGGAAAGGUCUCGCGAGCUAGAAAUUGGGGUAUACUGGCGGGACUGGAGAGAACUAUGUGCUGUUAAAUUCCUGCGACUAGAAGACUUUCUUGACAAUGAGCGGCAUGGCAUGUGUCUGUACCUGGAGCCACAGGGAAUGCUGUUUGCGGAGGUGACUUUCAUAAACCCUGUGAUUGAACGUCACCCAAAACUUCAACGGCAGAAACGUAUCUUUCCUAAGGAGAAAGGCAAAGACUUCUUGCGAGCAGCCCAAAUGAAUAUCAACAUUGCAACCUGGGGCCGUCUGAUGAUGAGUGUGCUACCUCCUUGCAGUUCCAUGAGCACAUUGAGCCCCCCACUCACAGUUUCUUGUCACCCUGAGUUUGUUUCGCCAUCUGAGAACCUUGCUGGGUCAAGCCCGACCACACCUUUCCCUGGUGACCUACCAGUCAUCAAACUCAAUUUUAGUGAAGAGCGGCCACAAAAACCCCCACGCCUCUAUUUAGGAACUCCUGGCCAGGAUGCAGCCAUGUCACCGAGUGUAAAAGGAAAUCUUAACGAAGAAAAAAGGAACAACGGCAUCGAAAAUCACAGUAUCAGGAAGGAUGGCCUGCAGAUGGAUGAUUUUCAGUGCCUCUCUGUACUUGGAAGAGGCCAUUUUGGGAAGGUUCUUCUGGCUGAAUACAAGCAAACUGGAAAGUUGUAUGCUAUCAAAGCUUUGAAGAAAGGUGACAUUGUAACCAGAGGAGAGGUUGACAGCUUAAUGUGCGAGAAGCGCAUUUUUGAAACUGUCAACAGAUCCCAACACCCUUUCUUGGUGAACCUGUUUGCCUGUUUCCAGACCCCAGAGCAUGUCUGCUUUGUCAUGGACUACUCUCCAGGUGGUGAUCUCAUGAUGCACAUUCACUCUAAUGUCUUCUCGGAAAAGCGGGCACGGUUCUAUGCUGCUUGUGUGGUCCUGGGAUUGGAGUUCCUUCACAUUAAUAAGAUUGUGUACAGAGACCUGAAGCUUGAUAAUUUACUGCUUGAUGUGGAUGGCUUUGUGAAAAUUGCAGAUUAUGGACUUUGUAAAGAAGGAAUGGGUCAUGGCGACCAGACUGGCACAUUCUGUGGAACCCCUGAGUUUUUGGCUCCAGAGGUGCUAACCGAGAACACUUACACGCGGGCAGUUGAUUGGUGGGGAAUGGGUGUCCUGAUUUAUGAGAUGCUGGUUGGAGUGUCUCCAUUUCCAGGUGACGAUGAAGAAGAGGUGUUUGACAGCAUUGUGAAUGAUGAAGUUCAGUACCCAAGGUUCCUUUCGCCCGAUUCCAAAUCUGUCAUAUGCAAGUUGCUCCAGAAAAAUCCCGAAAAGCGGCUCGGUGCAGGGGAGAGAGAUGCAGAAGAUGUCAAGGAACACCAGUUCUUUCAGGAAAUUAACUGGGAGGACCUCCUGCACAAGAAAGUGAAGCCCCCUUUCAUCCCAACAGUUAAAAGUCCUUGCGACGUCAGUAACUUCGAUGAAGAAUUCACGGUGCUGAAGCCGGUCUUGACGCCACCGCACACGGGUUGCUGUCUUACACGGCAGGAGCAGGAGCAAUUUGGGGAUUUUGACUUUACUGCACCGCAGAGGAAGGUUUGACUUUUAUAGUAAAUGUUGGCUAGACGGGACUCCUCAACAGCUUUUGUAAAUCCUGGCUGUAUGAACCAUCACGGUGUAUUUACUUUAUGGUUAGUAAGUCAUUCUUCUUGUCUCAAAUGUUCCAACAAGGCACUGAAUCCAUUUGUGGCUAUUCAUGCCAGCACUAUGAAAUGGGGUGGGAGGAAAAACUUGGAGCAUGUGAGCCUCUUACUGCUAGGUUUUUACUUUAUGGGACCACCAUGUAUCUGUAUGCCAAGGAUAGACUUUACUGUGGUUGGCGUAAUUAAGAAUUUUCUGCCUAGAGGGCAAGCUGCCAUAACCCAACCAGCACCUCUUCCUAAAGCAGUUGGGGCUGAGUUGGUCCUUUGUCCUAAUGGGUGCUAGUGGGCACGGAGUGGACUGGACUGCAUUGCCUGCCUUACUUUUAUUCAUCCAAAACGUUUAUAUUUUGUCUUUUGAGUGAUCCCUACUGCCCAAACUCUUAGGCUGAGCUGUAUUUGGCUCACUGAUUGUCAGAAAUCCAUUAAGAAUUUGUCUGCCAUUUUUCUAGGCUCUGAUGAGAUCCCUGGAUUUGCGACAACAGUGGUAGGCCUAUUGUUACUCCCAUCCUGGUCACUCAGAUUGAUAUUUUUGUGAGUUCUACAAUGGUAGGCAUGGCGUACAUUUGCAGUGACCCCACGGGUAUAUCCAGGGGGUCCAUGCCAAUUGCAUUUGGUGAGCCAGCCACAGAAGGAAGGUCUGCUCUGUUAUCUUCACGCGACAGCGAGGUCCACAAAUCUGUUUGACUGUGACUUUGCUGUAUGGUCUCCGUUUUCUAACUUUAUGAAGUGCCUGAAAGUCUUGAAAUUUCCAUUUAAUAGUUCAAAGAAUAAGGAGGGUGGGUGAUUUCAUUUGAUGAAGUAGCCAUGCGGACUUGACGUUGAAGUUGAGCUUUGCUUUUGACAAUGCAAUAACGGCAUUCGUUCCUUGUUGUUGUGUGUGUGUUUGUUUUUACUUCUUACUGGGAAUGCCUUUAAUGUCUGAAAUAUUUAAUUCCUGCAAACUGCCAAAGCUGCUGAAAUGAAUCAAGACGAGAACAUGCGAGCUGUGGCUGGGUGUGUAUUUCAAGGUGCAUGUCCUGAGUGUGUGACUCACUGCUGAACAACACGUCUACUGUGAAAAGCAUAAAGCACUACGUACCGAUUGACAGGGCGACAUUAUUUUUAGUAUAAAUGUGUCUGAGGGGAGAGAGAGUGAAAGGUGGAAAAAAAGAAAAAUCUAUGUAUAUCUAUAUAAAAUGAAUAAACCUUUUUCACUAAAA